Molecule: messenger RNA, 1018 nt
Organism: Cucumis melo (muskmelon)
Lineage: Eukaryota; Viridiplantae; Streptophyta; Magnoliopsida; Cucurbitales; Cucurbitaceae
Product: AT-hook motif nuclear-localized protein 23-like
Exons: 2
Coding region: 130-891 (253 amino acids)
Cellular component (GO): nucleus
Molecular function (GO): DNA-binding transcription factor activity; minor groove of adenine-thymine-rich DNA binding
Source: RefSeq, a predicted model, not a curated record
UUCCUCCUCUUUCUCUCUCUCUCUCUCUCCCUUCUUCUUCAUCUUCUCUCUUUUUUUCUCCCUCUUUUUUAAUUCAUAUAAUUUUCCCUUAAUUAUUAUAAUUACUAUUGUUUUUUUUUUAAUCUGUUCAUGGCGGGAUUAGACUUGGGCUCUGCUUCUCACUUUGUUCAUCAACUUCAGCACCGUUCUGUCGAUCUUCACCUCCAACAUCCGACCGAUGUAGACGACGGUUCCGACCACCAACCUAACUCCGGCGGCGAAAUCGUUGCCCGACGGUCCAGAGGUCGACCGCCCGGUUCUAAGAAUAAACCCAAACCACCGGUUAUUAUUACCAGGGAAAGCGCUAACACUCUUCGAGCCCACAUCUUGGAAGUCAACACCGGUUGUGAUGUCUUUGACUCCGUCGCCGCUUAUGCCCGGAAACGCCAGCGUGGCGUCUGCAUCUUGAGCGGCACCGGCACCGUCACUAACGUUACCUUACGGCAACCUUCAUCAACCUCUAUUACUCUUCCUGGAAGGUAUGAGAUAUUAUCUUUAACGGGAUCGUUUUUACCGCCACCGGCACCUCCGGGAGCUACGAGUUUGACUAUCUUCCUUGCGGGUGGGCAAGGGCAAAUCAUCGGAGGGAAUGUUGUCGGGUCUUUGAUUGCUUCGGGACCGGUGAUUGUCAUUGCCUCGUCGUUUACCAAUGUUGCUUACGAGAGGUUACCAUUGGACGAGGAGGAACAACCGUCCAACGGUGGUGGUGGUGGCAGUCUUAGCAACCCGUUUCCGGACCCGUCGGUCGGGUUGCCGUUGUUUAAUAUGCCGUCGAACAUGGCGGGGAAUCAAAAUCAGCUGGCGGUGGACGGAUGGGGCGGAGGGAAUUCCGGUGGGAGAGCAUCUUAUUGAGCUUCAAGAUUGGGAAAGAAAAGGUUAGGGAAAUUGAUAAUAAUUGUUUGGAUUAAUAUAUAUGAUAAUUAUAUUUUAGUGUCUUCAAAACUUUGGUACAAAAAACCCAACUUUUUAGUUUGUUCUC